GCACACUAGGUUACUCAAAGCAAAUGCGUCCGGAAGCCAGUGCUAAAGACCAUUUUACCUUUCCAAUCCUCAGUAUCUCGUAACAGUGUGGUAAGAGUCGCGCUUAAUAACAGUGAAGUUCUGCAUCCUGGAUGAUCCACAUGGGAGUGAAUCAGCGGUUAAAAGAAAGUUAAUCAAUAUCAUCGGUCAUGAGAAGAAAACUUGGCUAGAAAACAUAGUGGACCGUGAGCAGUACGCCGCAUAGUACUAGCAUCAGGAUGCUUCUUAAACCAGGGGAAUGAUCUAAUGCUGCGUAUACACUACGCGUUUGAAAAGAGCAAGACAAACUGCGGAUGUUUAAUAUGAUCAAAGCAGACCCAUAGCGUUAGAAUACGUUAUGAAAAGACUGCAAGUCUUAUUGCAUUUGUGAUCUGUUGAGAUCAUUUAUGUGGGACAACAAUAAUAUAUUUUCCUCUGCUUUCUUGCUAACUGAAUAUUGUUGUUUUACAAAGCAAACAAACGGCGCGAACAAACGAACACCUGAGUGACGUCACGAUCGACCAGAGCCCCACCUGUCUAAAUUAACGGUUGGUGUUGAUUGGUUGUGACAUUUAGAGUGCGAUUAACGGGCACUCCAUGCUGGUGGACUUAGAUUAACAUUUAACCCACAGGACAACGGGGACACAACACGGACUAUAGUUAAGAAGGUACAGCUGAAACUGAAACCAGAACUUAGAACCAUGCUCACCGCAGCAACGCUUCUCGCCACUUUCCUCUCCCUCAUCACAGCUACCUUCGCCGCUACUACUGUGGCUGUCAGUACUUCCCCAGACGCAACAUCAGGUCUGUUAGAGGGGGCAGACGCACAGCUCCGAUGUUUUGUAAACCUGGACCUGACGGACUAUGAUCUUAAAGUAAAAUGGGUUAAAGAAGUGGAUGGGGUCGAAACCGUCAUUACAUCUAAUGGCGACUUACUGGUAUCUAACUCCAGAUACUCCGUUCAUAGAACAGUUGGAGAAGGAUUACAAGGGAUUCUCGACAGAGGCUAUUAUCUUAACAUAUCAGGCGUCAAGGCCGUUGAUGCGGGAAGUUAUUUUUGCAAGGCUGGACCGAGAGUGAUACAAACAGUGCUUAGGGUCCUAGCACCAAUCUCAAAUUUAACAAUGGCAUCGUACAGCAAUGGAGAGACUGUUACAGUGGACGCAGGGACGACACUGGACCUAAGUUGCACCGCUAUGGGCAGCACGACAAGGCCUGACCUAGAGGUAUACGUGGGCGAAACCGCCGUGACCAAACAGUUCUCAAUUUACCAGGCCGCAGUGGCAUUCCAGGAUGAAGGUUUGACAGGAUCCACGUACACUGCGACUAUUAGCAACCCAACGUACCCUAUCAACCGUAGGGACAACGGAAAACGUCUGGCAUGUAAAGCAACAGUGGAAAGGUUUCCUGUGCAAACGUAUUAUAUUGAGCUGGACGUUAAAUUUCCCCCAAAAGUAAACUGCGAAUCCGACAAACAAGCAAUAAGAGGAGACAGCGGAAUGAAAGUUGUUUGUCGUAUGACGGCUAAUCCAAACCCUACCGAAAUAUACUGGUCCUUGCCAACUGAUGGAGAGACAGUAGGAGCACAAGAAAUGAAAAAUGGGUUGGUGGCAACAAAAAACCUGAAUGGUGAUAUCACAGAAUUUGUACUAAAUAUUGACAAAAUAGACAAAAGUCAUUUUGGUGAAUACACUAUUUAUGUGAAAAAUGAAAAAGGAGAUGACAUGGGGAGAAUAUCCAUACUGGAAGGUAAUACACCAAAUGGACAGACAUCAUCAGGCUAUCAGUUCCUUCCACAUUCUCAUCUACAACUUGUUCUUCUACUCGUGACUGUAAUGUUAAGGUUAAGCCAUCAAGGCUGAUCAAUACUUUGAGCUGUAGUUCAACUUGAAAACAUGGAGGAAAUGCUAAUCCAUUUACAUGGGAAUAAGUUAUUCAAAGGUUCAUAAUUGCCAGAGAAACUUUUCAAGACAUCAACUCCCACCUAAACACGUACGGUCUUGACAGACUGCAGUACUUUAAAUCAAAUUACAUUAUCAGCUUGGAUAUAAACAGUGGAAAUUAAAGUGCUUCGAAAAAAGAAGCGUAAAAGCUAGAGAUUAUUAGGCAACUAUCUUUGCAUAAUUUUCUGAGUUGAAUUUUCCAUUUUUUUCAAUUUAGGUGGUCAGAGGUAGAUAUGUGAUAUGCCAUAGAUUUGAGAAGCAAAACAGGAUGAAAAGUAAUUUUUAAAAAUUCUCAUUGUAAUAUAGAUAUGACAUGAACCCUUUCAUCCAAUAAGGCUUGUGGUUUUAAUUUAUAUUCAAUUUACAGCUGACCAACUGACAGUAUUGGUCUUUAAAAUCGAACAUCUUUAAUCCUUUAGAUUACACACUAGGCCUUCCAGCAAUAGAUCCAACUUGUCUCAAGGAAACUGUCUUUAACUGUAGGAUAUACACCUACCUAAGCAUAUGACUGCUUCCAGAUAGUUCUGCAGGUCAGGAACGUUUUUAAAUUGAAAUUGAAGAUGUACAAUCAAGCUAUGCAAAGAGCUUUACAAAACUAAGCCCCUAGAAAAAAAUUGGUGUAUAUUGAAGAAAUUAAGUGAAGUGAUCAAGAUAUGAAUUAUGAAAAUGACACAUUUCGGCAGUAUACCACCAUUUAAUGCAAUGUGGAUGUUAUGGGUCCUACAACAUUUUUCAUAUGUCUUUUAGUCAUUUGGGUUUUGACAUAUGUCAUCACCAUGUGAAAAUCAUUAAUUAUAUUAAAUAAUGUGUUUGCUUCAGUGACCUGGUAGGAAAGGGUUAAUUCUAAUCUUUAUGUUAGAUCGAAAUAACAUGUUUUCAUCAAUACUUUGCCCACAGGAGAUAACCGAUAUUGUAGUGAUACACUUAACAUUUCGAAAGCCUCUGCUGACCCAACAGAAUAUCACAUCUUGAUUGCCACUGCAUUCUAGCAAAGCUUUCAUAUCUCAUGUAAUGUAAAAGGACAAUUAUGAAAGAUCUGAGUAUGUGAUUUAAAAAUUAUUUAUGUAAAUUCUUUUCAUUUCACCAAUGGGGAGAUUUUAAAAUCUCACAAGGCAUCUGAUAAAUAUUAUGUUGUCACAUUUAUAUUAAUAGAUAUCUUUAGAUAUCUUAGAGGUAAUUUCAGCUUAAGACCAGCACCUGAAUGAUGUCAGUCAUCAGUUGUUCAUACCUUUGUAUGUAGAGAAAUAUACUCAUAUUAACAGAGAUGGAACCCUGUAAACUCAUAGAUACAUGAAUAUUCAUCCACCAUUUCACUAAGCAAGGUGGCACAAGUAGACUUGCAUUUAAAAAUGCAUGUUAAAUAAUCAUGGAAAGCUUUAUCAUCAUCUAUGAUUAAACUCUUGUUGUUUCCUUGAAAUUAAUAAUAAUGAAAAUCAAUAAAUAAUAUAUUUGAGAAAAACUAGCUUGUGAUUGCUUAUAUUAAGUACAGUAACUGUGCAUAAUGAAAUGGCUGUUCCUUCUAGAUUGUAAAAUAGAGUAAUUCAGGUCAUAUGUGGAACACCUGGUGGGAAAAGGAGUACAUGUUUGCCCUCAGCAAAUAGUUGUUGAAGUAUACCUGCGGGCAUGUGGGAGCUUUAUAGCACAAAAGGAUAAUAAUGAUUUCAUAUUCCCUUCUUAAUAACAUGAGAGUUCACUUAAAAAUUCUACUAGGUGACCUACUUGGGAGGGAACAAACUGGCCACACUAGCUGUAACCAAGAUCAUGUCGAACUUAAACUUAGACAAGGGAUCAAAGAUGAUUUUUUAUUGUUCCCACAUGUCAGAUGUUGUGAAAAUGUCUGUGGUUUUCUCAGAUGCACAACUGUAAACUGUUUAAAUGUCAGUGAUGUUUUUGUACCAUUUUUUACAUCUUCUACCUAGUUUUAUAUUAUCAUUUCGUCAAUUAAUAGUAUUGACAUUUGCACAUGCCAUAUUACAUAUUAGUUGCUCAUCUGAUCUAGCUAAGGUAGUUUAGUAUAAGUUUUAAGACAGACAAUGUAAUUUUGCUUUUGUACAUAUCCUGUAUUUUUAAGUCUGGACUUAUGAAAUGUGAAUGUGAUAGAAUAAAAGUAAUGAUCUCUAUAAUCGGUAGAUCUGUUCUUUUCUAAAUGUGCAUGCAAAUCUACUUGGGAAUUACAGACCUUUGAUUAAUACAUACUAAAUAAAAUACAACCAUAAUUAAAUCCAUAUUUCUUCAGUAUUAAGUGGAGAGACUAUUUGAACCUCAUACCAUUUGGCCAUUCAUAUGUACUGUGGCCAUAAUUACCCUGUUUACAGAAAAAAAGUAUUGAGAUUUGAAAGAAGCAUUUGGCAUUUGGUCAAUUAAUUUGAUUUUGAAUUCCUUAGAGUCACACAGGCAUAUCUUGGUAAAGAUUUUGUAAAUUUGUGGCUUAAAUGAUCGAUUUUGAAACUAGCACAAAUACCUUACUGAAAAAAUUAUUGUAGAAGAUGGUGUGCACAAAGACCAAACAAAAUACCUAUCUAUCUAUGCAUAUCAAUCAUAGCAAUAAUGUUUUCAAUAAAAUGUCAAUUGGUAAUUGAUAAUUAAAAUCUAUAAAGGGAGGUUUAAAACAGCAUCUCAAAAUUUAUCAAGCCAUCAUUCACAGUCAAUCACAUAAGAACGUGCAUUUUAUCUACUUUAAUUAAAUUAUAA
Lingula anatina is the source of this 4652-nucleotide messenger RNA. Its product is annotated as cell adhesion molecule 4. The record is from RefSeq and is a predicted model, not a curated record. Gene Ontology annotation, biological process: cell-cell adhesion. NCBI's taxonomy places the organism in Eukaryota, Metazoa, Brachiopoda, Lingulata, Lingulida, Lingulidae. Gene Ontology annotation, molecular function: cell adhesion molecule binding. Gene Ontology annotation, cellular component: plasma membrane; cell-cell junction.